Molecule: messenger RNA, 8375 nt
Organism: Engraulis encrasicolus (European anchovy)
Lineage: Eukaryota; Metazoa; Chordata; Actinopteri; Clupeiformes; Engraulidae
Product: vascular endothelial zinc finger 1-like
Exons: 9
Coding region: 43-1947 (634 amino acids)
Biological process (GO): regulation of DNA-templated transcription
Molecular function (GO): RNA polymerase II cis-regulatory region sequence-specific DNA binding; DNA-binding transcription factor activity, RNA polymerase II-specific
Source: RefSeq, a predicted model, not a curated record
GUAGAUUUCUAGUAGGUUUCCUGCAGAUUUUUAAGUGUUGCAAUGGAACCGAGCUGGAGUUCGUUUUUAUUUCAGCAGGCCAACGAGGCCCUGCACCACCACCACCACCACCAGGUGUCCGGCAACAGCCUGCUGCCGCUGCUCAACUCCACGUCGGAGCCGGUGGACGUCAAGCCGGUGCUGCCGCUGCUGGACCAGAAGCCGCCCGUGGUCAGCGCCGCAGACCUGCUCAAGGACAACGUGGCCAGCGGCACGGGUGGAGGGGGAGGAGCGGGUGAAGGUGGGGGAGGAGGGGGGCACCACAACCCCCCUGCGGCGCCCGUGGUGGUGAAGAAGGAGCCCAAGUCCAAGACGCCGUUCGUCUGCAGCUACUGCAACAAGGCCUUCCGCGACAGCUACCACCUGCGGCGACACGAGUCGUGCCACACGGGCAUCAAGAUGGUGUCUCGGCCCAAGAAGAACCCCGCCUCUUCCGCUUCCUCCGCCCCGCCCACCAUGGUGCCCCUGGUCUCCGCGGUGACGCGGCACAACGAAAGCAACAGCCCCUACGUCUCCUCCACCAUCGCCGGGAUGCUGAACACCUCGGCGACCGGCUCCCCGUCCCCCAUGGGCCACCAGCAGCAUCCGCAUCAGCAGCAGCAACAGCACCAUCACCAGCAGCAUCAGCACCAGCAGCACCAGCAGCAUCCACACACACAGAACCCCCAGCAGCAGCAGCAGCAGCAACAGCAACAGCAGCAGCAGCAGCCCAAGAAGACCCCCAAGCCGGUCAAGAAGAACCACGGCUGCGACAUGUGCGGCAAGGCCUUCCGCGACGUCUACCACCUCAACCGCCACAAGCUCUCGCACUCGGACGAGAAGCCCUUCGAGUGCCCCAUCUGCCAGCAGCGCUUCAAGCGCAAGGACCGCAUGACCUACCACGUGCGCUCGCACGACGGCGGCGUCCACAAACCCUACAUCUGCUCCGUGUGCGGCAAGGGCUUCUCCAGCAAGGACCGCAUGACGUACCACGUGCGCUCGCACGACGGCGGCGUGCACAAGCCCUACAUCUGCUCCGUGUGUGGAAAGGGCUUCUCCAGGCCGGAUCAUCUCAGCUGUCACGUGAAGCACGUCCAUUCCACAGAACGACCUUUCAAAUGCCAAGUAACAGCCUGCACGUCUGCGUUUGCCACCAAAGACCGCCUGCGCUCGCACAUGAUCCGGCACGAGGGCAAGGUGACGUGCAAUAUCUGUGGCAAGAUGCUGAGCGCGGCCUACAUCACCAGCCACCUGAAGACGCACGGCCAGCAGACCGCCGGCACCGCCCCCGGCGCCGUCACCACCCCCUUCAACAGCGCCGCCUGCAACAAAGGAGUUGCUACCCCCACAGAUACUGAACCCCCCAAAAAGGACAGGGACAGCCCACCAACAACCGUUGUGGGCCCGUUCCCCAAAUUCGGUCGAGGGAACGGUGAAAAUUACUUUCUCCCAGACCGCGAAGAUCAGCUGCUAUACCCUCGCUGGGACCACCCCUUAAGAUUCCACAGCCUGCUAUUGGCAGACUCUAACGACGUCUGCAGCUCCGGCGCCGCCACACCCGUCUCCACGUCCUCCUCCGCGUCCAUCACCACGGCGAUGAGUAUCCGUGGCAACAACGGCAACAACAGCAGCAACAACCCCUCGCCGGCGGUCACCAUUGCGGCGCAGAUGAACCUGGGCGGCAACGCGGUGAACCUCAACUCCCCCAUCGGCCUGCAGCACCCGGCGGUGGCCAUCGCGGGCCACGUCACCAACCUCAACAUCCCCGCCAGCGUGAGCGGGCCCAUGUCCAUGAACCUGGCGCACCCGGUGGCCAUCACCACGCCCAUGCCCAUGAACAUCGCCGGGCCCCUCAACAUCGCUAUGAGGCCCAUGGAGAGCAUGGGGCCCUUCCUGUCCCAGGUGCUGCCUUCCUCGCCGCCCUGGUAGAGGACCAGCCCAGAACCACCUCCGGGUACCUCAUCACGGCGCCACCAGGCUGUACAAACACCAGGCCAAGCAAUGCCAUGCUCUCCUCCUCCUCCUCCUCCUCUUCAUCAUCUUCAUCCUUCUCCUCAGGUGUUGCCCUCCUCGCCACCCUGGUAGGCCAAGUACCACCCCUGAGUAUCUCAUCGUGAUGCCACCAGGCUGUACCACCAGGCCAAGAAAUGCUCCGCCUUUUCUAUCUCAUCUCCUCUCCACAGACCAACCGGCAUCUCUGUGAAGAACGACCCCCUGUGUACCGGAAGGUACCAUACCAAGCCCCACCAUGCUAUAUGCCACAAUCUCCUCUUUUCCAUCACUGUCCUCCAUGCCUGUGUCUAUGUCAGAUCUACAAUCUACUACGUAGUUCUGUGAUGGGCAACCUGCAACCCCGCCUCACCACUCCCCUACCUCUCCAAACCACGAUACUAUGGACUGUCCACCACCAGCGCCGCCUCCACCCCCCCUGCUCUCCUCCUCUACCCACUGUGAUGAAGUCCAGUCCUGGCACCUGGGUAUGCGCUCUGAUGGCCAUACCUCCCUGAACUGCCUCCUGUGGAUCUGCAGAGAUGAGGUCUGUUUUACGGGUGUCUGUUUUGGUACAACUGUGAGUGCUGUGGUGGGGGGGUUGGAGAGCUCUCUACUACACCUGUUGUCACCAACGACCCCCCCACCGCUAUCCCCACCCCCAUACACACAUCUCACCUCAUCCCUCCCCUCCUCCACCCGACUGUCUCCAACCCCCACCUCUUUUAAGGAGAGACCUCGACUGGCAAUGCUAGCCACGUACAUGACACCUGCUAUCGCAGGUAUGCGGGACAAAGUGAAACAAACAAAUAAACCGAUGUAGCAGAAAUGAAAGGAUAACGGGCAUGGAUGAAAAACAAAAAGUCAUGUGUUUAAGCUGUGGAAGAUGGCUGUAAGUACUCUGAAGAAAGCUAGUUUCAGUUUCCCUCUGCAACCUCUUAUACUGACGCUGGCUGCUUCCUCAGCACACCUACUGUAACGUAGAUCAGUUUGCCCACGCGCACCACCUGGCCCUUGCUCCUCCGAGCUCACCUGGUCCUGAAGGAACAUCCGGCCGCGGCUGAAUAGUCAUGACACAAUGACGUGAAACAUCAAGACAAAAGCGCCCUGCGGUACAUCAUGUCUUCUCCUCAACAGUUUUCCUUGAACUGGACAUGAAGCGAUGAGGAGUAGUGACGAGGGCAAGGAGAGAUGUUGAAGAGAAGACAUGAAGUGAAACUCUACUGAGAGACUGACGUUGUCCAGAUAGUUACCAGACGUCCUCUGCGUCGACACUGUGCGUAGCCUUUGCUUUUAGUAUACAUGCGAAAGUUGAAGUAGGUAAAUAAAUGGGCCGUGAACUGGCCAGGGGAACGUUUCUCGACAGCACUGUUGUUCCUAACUACGUCAGCAACUUUCUCGCAAUGCAGUUCUACAUUAGCAACCUAGUAAGUUGCUACUUGGUUAGCAACAACGCUUUCGAGGAACAGUGUCCUGGUCCUGGCGGCACAGCCUGUGACGCUACACUGCUAAAGUCAGUCUUGGCUGCACCUUUGCCAGAAUUAUCAGGCACAAGGGAAAAACAAACAGACUUUUGGCCAUCAAAGGCACUAGUGCUCUGAGUGACUGUAGCUCUCUCUGUUGACUCCGGCCCAGAGAACAACAUUAUUGAUUUUUCAGUCAUGAAAUAGUUCUGGAUGAAACCAUCGCAAGGCAGCAAGACUAUUCAGCCGUGGACAUGGAGUAGCCUGCGUAGUCUGCAUCCAGCUCUGAUGCAUCCUGGGUAGUCGGUAUACAGUUGUGGGGGAUAGCUGCAUAGUCUGCAACCAGAUGGCUACACAGUCUGCAACCAGAGGAACCACAGCUGCUCCUGACUGGCAAUAGCCCAGUGUAGGAAGAGGAAUGAAGUCAACUUAUUUUUUUGAAACACAGAUGAAAACUAGUGAAUGAGCUGCAUUUUUUGGUGUUGCGUCAGUGUUCUUUUUGGAAUUUCUUUUCCCUUUUUUUUUUUUUUACAAAACCAAACUGCUCUUGAAUCGAAUGGGUAGAUUUGUUUUGGUGUUUAUUUGUUAUUUUAUUUUAUUAUUAUGUAGGUUCCUAAUCAGUAUUUAAUAGCUUAAGGCAUUUUAUACAUAGUAAAAACACACAAAAAAGGGACAUGAUGCUUUCGUCUGUGGAAGCCUUUUCUUGUUUUGGGAGAAUGCUUUGUAGUAGUUAGUAUGAGUUUGGGGUGGGCUGGGGACAUUGGACAUUUGAAGCGGAACUCAAAGUGACUUUGGACUCGUCUGGCCUUUGACUGUGAAAGAGUUGUCAAACUAUAUCCAGUCCACAUACCUCCGCUUGUAGCUUUUACAAGAUAAAAGAAAAACAAACAAACAAACAAAAAAAGGACAUACGCGUAAAGGCGUAAUACUUCUGGAAGGAAUUGUUUCCAGACCUGAGCAUAGGAUGACUUGUACUGUAGACUUUAUUUCCCUUUUAUUUUAUCUGUGUUCUGUUGUUUUGUUGUUGUUUGAGGGGGUUAUUGUAGUAGUUGUUGUUAAAGAUUCACAGUGUCUGGAUGAUGGAUGUGCACUGUUGUCGCUAUCCAGGACCCCGUUUCUCGAAAGCGUUGUUGCUAAUCAGUUUGCAACUUCGUAGGUUGUCUAUGGAAAAUUGCACCGCAAUUGCAUUGCAACCAAGACGCUCUUGCUAAUCAGUCGUCGCUAAACAGUCAGCAAGACCCAGCUUAGUUGCCUGUGGAAAAUGUUAUUGAAACCACAUAAGUGGCUUAGUUAGUUGCCACAUAAGUUGCUGUAGCUAACCAGUUGUAGAUAACCAAUUACGGUUGCAACUUAGUCGGUUGCCUAUGCAAAAUAGCAUUGCAUCCAAGUAAGUUGCUAAUUUAGUUGGCAGAAGUUGCUCACUUUGCUAGCAACGACGCUGUUGAGAAACACACCCCAGGACUUCGACAGGAGUCUGGCAUCGAGCACAUAUCCUGCUGGGGAAACCCUCCAUCCCUCCGACAGAAGGGCAGUAUUAUCAAAGAUCAAGCAGACCUUGAAAGUGUUGAUUUGAAUACUAGCAGAACUACACACUCGAGCAAGAAAAAGAAAAAACACAGCACAGCACCUGACUUACGGCAGUGGUCAGGAUGCCCCCCACCCCCAGUAGCAUCCAUACAAACUGUACUGCAAGACACUAAUACUGAAGAAAGUGUGUGUGCGUCUGCGUGUGUGUGCUUGUAUGUUUUUGUUUUGGGUGUCUGGGGGGGGGUCCCAGUCCCCUAAAAAUGAGCUUCCCCUGAGUUUGAGCCACAUCACUACCACAGUUGUGAGAUGACAGGAACUUGCAUAGAAUGAGUUUCCCCAGAAAACAUUUCACACCCUCCAUGUUUUCUUUCCCAGAGCAAACCAAUAGGAAUGAACCCCCCUCCACCCAUCUUUGGCAUGGAACUCUCUCUCAGGAACCUUACUGAGGAUUGCCCCCAGUGUUCUUAGCCCGUUAUGAAGGAGAUUGGUGCGUGCGUGUGUGUGUGUGCGCACGCGUGUGUGUGUGUGCUCGCGCGCGUGCGUGCGUGCGUGCGUGUGUUUGUGUUUGUUUGUUUGUGUGUGUGUGUGUGUGUGUGUGCACGCUUUUACAUGCAUGUGACCCUGGACCCUGUUGUACAUAGCAAACACACCCGUAUAGUUUUCUAGUCAAUGUUUUGUUUCCUUCUUUUUUCGUUGGUUUGUUUCUGUAAGCCCGAAUGAAAAGAACGUAGUUUGUUUUUCACAGCAUGUCAGGGAUUCAUCUAACCUUUAGGAAUGGCCGUCCACAUAGCGAAAGGGAUCAGGAGCAAAAAAAUAGACAUUGGGAUUGGGAAAAGAGAUCAUGUUUCAUUUUUGGUUUGGAUUUCAAUUGUUUCCCAAACAUUUUUUCCUUCAUACAUUCGUUGAUAUUGCUGCAAGAUUAAGAAUCUCAGUUACUGUUUCCUGUACGUCCUGGACUUGAACUACUGGAACGUCUUUCAUCCCCAAUACCACAAUCUUCACCUUUAACAACCAAUAAGACUGCAGAAACAGCAACUGCUCCCACACCCUUGAUUGGCUGCCUCCUUCCUGCUUGACACUACACUAACUCCUCCAUUGAACUUGACAGUACAGAGCACUUGCAGAGCGCAGCGAAACGUAGUGUGCGCCAGUCUGUGGAAAAUGAUGGACCUUACUCACACACAAUUACACUCUGGGAACGGUUUGAGACGCAGCAGACCUCUAUGGUCACUGUGUACGGUUAUGAAAUAAUGACUUUUUGUUUUUUUUGUUUAAACUGGAAUUUAAAAGAAAACUGACUGAAAAACAUUUAUUUUGAAAGAUAACAAAAAAUAACACUACAGAAAUGGAGAUGGCAUUGGUUGUGUAGGGAGGGUGGUGGGACAUUAUGGCGCCUGUGGUCAGUUGUUUCUUUUUCUCCCCAUAAGGUCCCUUUGCUGUGGGAGGGGCUAGUGUUGUGCCUGGAAUGAAGACCGUAUACAUGUCCCUCUCUUGCUUACAUAGUCGAACAUCCUUUCUCACUCACACAUAUACACACACACACACACACACACACACACACACACACACACACACACACACACACACACACACACGCACACCAAAUGCAUGAAUGCGCACACCCAUGAAAGAGUUAAUGAAACCUCUUUAAAAAAGGAAGCCUUCACCUGCCCUAUUACAGGCAAGACUGCCAAUCUAAUCCACGCCCAUCAUGCAGUUGGAGACUCAUUAUGUGUUUUUGUCCCACCAAAUACCAGAUUAAUUCGAAGCUUUGAUUGUGUCCAAUGACUAAUUUGUGUCUUUAUUUUUGUUGUUUUCACGACAAAGAUAUAUAAGUUGUUCAUAGUGUUAAACUAUCAAGUGAUUUGAUUUUUAUUGCAAAUAAGUAUACAUUUUUUCCCCUGAUGUCCAGGGGGCGUAAAGAUACAGGUCAGAAUCUGAUCUACAUUUUUUCCCUUUUAAAACAAAAGUUAAAUAAGAUGAAUUGGCUUGUCUUGGACCCCCACCAUGUGAAGGCCACUGAAUGUAUAUCUUUGUACAAAAAGCUAUUUAGUUGAGAGGACAUGGUAGUUCAGGUAGAUAAAAGCAAGAGAGAAAAAAAGAUUAAAUAACCUUUUAUAAAAAAUAAAAUGACAAAAAAAACUUUUUGUAUUAGAACAUUAACAGCGGUCCUUUUUGUACAUAUAUGAAGACUAGGAUUUCUGAUUAGCAGGGAGAUAAAAAGAAACAAAAAUAAACAUUCCUACGUUUUGUUUUUUUGUUUUUGUUUUGUUGAGUUUAUUUGUUUGAAAUGAUGUACUUUUAUGGAGCGUUAUGAAUUAGAUGAAAUCACUGCGCAGUGUUUUAAUUAUGCCUUUUAUUCAGGUUUUUUUGUUUUGUUUUGUCUGAAUAAAAGAACAUGAAACACGGCUGGGUUGCCCCGACAGCCUGCCGCUUCCCCUGCCCCCUUGCCCCCCUCAGCCACUCUAGUCCCCCCCUCCCAUCGCCCCACCUUGUCAGAGCCGCUGACGGCUUUGGCCGGGCAUGGGACAAAAGUGAUCUAAAAGCCCCCCCUGCCCAAUACAUGCAAUGUACUGAGGACCCAGUUCUGGGCGCCCUCUCUCCAUGGGCCUGAGACAAGCAACCCCUUUGCCCCCCUUCUCUGUUGGCUUCCCUGCACCCCGUAAGGACAGUGGGGCGUCGCAACUAAGCGCUGCAAUGCUUCCAUGUUGGCGCCACCCCCUACCCCCCUCCUACUCGGUUACUGUCAAGCGCCCCCUGAGCUCCCUGAAGCCCGAAACGCAGCUGGCACAUCGUUUGAUGAUGUUUCCCUUUUCUCUUUUUUUUUUAUUUUUAUUUUUUUAUUAUAUUAUUAUUAUUUUGUUUUGUUUUAUUUCCCAUUUUAUUUUCUCAUUUUGAAAGUAAGUGCCUCUGUGACUGAAAUGCUUCUUAACUGAUUUUUUUUGUUUGGUUUUGUUUUGUUUUUCUUUCUUUUUUGUUGUUCUCUUUGGGGUGUUACUGUGCCAAACCAAGUCUCCUGUGUGUGAUAUGAGAGAGUUGAGAGAUUUCUCUGCGCUUUUCUUUUCCUCCUAUUCGCCCUCCUCCCUCCAUCCCUCCCUCCCUCUCGCCUGCCCUUUACCUUUUUCUUUCUCUCCCUCUCUCUUUAUUUUUCUGCCUCUCUUCUUUGUCUAUUAAAACAUGGAUCUGUCGAUGGUCAUUCUGUGUCUGCUUGUGUUCUGUCUGUAAUGAAGUCUGCAUGAGAAAAGGUCUGAUGUUCUACUACAGCAAAGGAUUACAAUGUACCAGUAUCCUAAAAGGUUCCAAGAAAAAAGAAAGAAAAAGAUAGAACUGAAUGAGAAAAAGGUUUGAUGUCCUACAUCAAAGGAUUGAAAAUGUACC